CCCGAUCGGUUUACCGGCUACCAUACCGAGAAAUCCGGCCGGCUAUUUAGAGUUAAGUUGCGGCGUCCGCUAGACGCACAGACCACACAUACCAGGAUCGAUCGAUCGAUGGGAUCUUUGUUCUCUUCCCCUGCCACAGCCGCCGGCGGCGAGUAUGAUUACAGCCGCCCUCUCCCGGAAACACAUCGCCCGGCCUAUGUCAAAAGAGGCGCUGGCUGCCAUUCAACGAUACGUCGAUGAUAGAUCCAGCAGUGGUCUUCCCCGCUACACACGAGAAGAGAUCGUCGCCAGCCGUAUUCGUACGCUUGUACACCGUGCAAUCAAACAUUACAACUCCAACAACAACAAGGGCGCCGAGUUUGAGUAUCCUGACCAGUCGACCACAGAGAUGAAGGCUGCCUGCGUUGGUUUCAGGGGAACUUUCUGGUACCACCUCGCCUUCUCAGCUCGCCGCCUGAGGGAUGCCACCGAGAGGCAUCAGUUCUUUGCUGAGCUAUAUUUUGACAGACACUCCCACCAACUAGCCGUUGAAACAUGCAUCAUCUUAGAAAAGCCGUUGUGCCAAUUUAGCAGCAGGUGUGCAUUUUGCCCAGCCGAAUCCAAUAUUUUGCACCCAAGCAACGCAGAAUUUGUGUGUGGCAAGGAAGGGCACCAAAAAGAAUUCUUCCAUGUGAGAGAUAUGCUAGUGCGGCCAUUCAAUAGUUGUGCGGAGCUCUUAUAUAGAUCAGACAUUCAAUGGUUUUGUGUUCUGCUCAAGAAGACGCUACGACGGUGGCUUCUUGAAGAUGGAAUAAGGUUCGCCCGGUCUAGCCCCCGUUCCAUGGUGUUUCUAGCAUCGUCGGACGACUUGUGGAGGUGUGUCUCCGACGGAUCUUGCGGGAUUCGUCGGUGGUGGUCUUUGCUUGAUUCACUCCAAUCCGGUCUUGUUCGUCUUUGUUCAUGUGUCUUCAGAUUGGAUCCUUUCGAUCUAAACUUCUCUUCAUCGACGGCGGUUGUUGUUCUCGUGUGUUGGUCCUAUGGGGCCUUAGCACGAUGACUUUCCGACUGUCUACUACAACAAGUUGUGUCCGGCUCCGACGAGGGAGGGUAGAUAGCGGUGACGCUCCUUCGGCUCCCUUCGGUGCUUGUAGUCUUCGCUAGGUGUUCUAUGAAUCUGGAUGUAAUUUUUAUUAUUUCUGGUGUUUGUUAUACUACCAUCAUUACAAAUAAAUAGAUCGACAGUUUCCUGC
Triticum aestivum (bread wheat) is the source of this 1229-nucleotide messenger RNA. RefSeq lists its product as uncharacterized. NCBI's taxonomy places the organism in Eukaryota, Viridiplantae, Streptophyta, Magnoliopsida, Poales, Poaceae. The record is from RefSeq and is a predicted model, not a curated record. The transcript has 5 exons. The coding region runs from base 155 to 1036 and encodes 293 amino acids.